UUUUGUUUUUUUUUUUUUGGUUGAUUCGGGAACCUAUCGAAUUAUUUUGGUGUUUCAAAUAUCACCAUAGAAACAACAAUAUAGUGAGAAAUCAGAAUCAUUUUGUUGUUUGUUGUUGUUGUUUAGGUUCAGUUCAGUUCACGUUACUUUUGUUUUCCAAAAAAAAAGCCAAACAAACGAAAUCUAGUCCAACCAAAGAAAGAAAUUACUGUUAUUACUAAUAUUAUGACAUCAAUAUUGCCAAUAAAUCAACCGACAUUAUCAGAAGAAGAUUAUAAUAAUGAGCCAGGCAAAAGUCGUAUCAAUACAAAUUCAUAUGCAACGAAAAAAACAAUUUCACAAGGAUUGUUUGAUGUUGCAUUAUUGACGGCAAAUGCAAGCCAAUUAAAACAUACACUUACAUUGGGUGAUAAAUCUAGAUUCUAUUUAUUAAUGGUUAUACUGAUUGGUGCAUCAAUUUUAUUACAAGUUUUGGUUGGAAUCAUAUUCAUCUAUUUAGGUUAUCAUAAUAUUGAACAUGAACAAAGACAAAAACGUUUAAAUAAUUUAAAUAAUAUAACAACAAUACUAGUGUUUAUUAUCACAGUAAUCAACGUAUUUAUAUCCGGUUUCGGUAUCAAUAAUCAAACCAAUAAUUCAAUCGAUUAUGAUUAAUUCAAAUUGACUUCUUCUUCUUUUUUUUUCUUCCUUUUUUUUCUAUGUAAAAAAUUCGGUAUUUCGUUGUAAUGCAUGCCCCUUUUUGGAAUUUAUUUUUUGCUGAUUUUUCCUUUUACUUUUUUCUUUUCUGAUUCUUUCCAAAAUCUCUUUGUUUCCC
Messenger RNA from Dermatophagoides pteronyssinus (European house dust mite), 814 nucleotides. RefSeq names its product ninjurin-2-like. Gene Ontology annotation, biological process: cell adhesion; tissue regeneration. Gene Ontology annotation, cellular component: membrane. The record is from RefSeq and is a predicted model, not a curated record. Lineage: Eukaryota; Metazoa; Arthropoda; Arachnida; Sarcoptiformes; Pyroglyphidae.